CCCGGCAGGCCGCGCGCGGAGGCUGCCGGCGGGACUGGAGUGCCGCGGUGGCUGUGAGAAAGUGACCCGUCGGCGUAGGUUCCCGUGUUAGUGAUGGCUUCCUUCGUGACGGAGGUUUUGGCUCAUUCGGGGAGCCUGGAGAAGGAGGAUCUCGGCACCCGGAUCAGCCGCCUGACUCGGAGGGUGGAGGAGAUCAAGGGUGAGGUAUGCAAUAUGAUCAGCAAGAAGUACAGUGAAUUUCUGCCUAGUAUGCAGAGUGCACAGGACCUUGUUACCCAGGUGGAUAAACUAUCUGAUGAUAUUGACCUGCUGAAAUCCAGAAUAGAGAGUGAGGUCCGUCGUGAUCUUCAUGUAUCGACUGCUGAAUUUUCAGACUUGAAACAACAGUUGGAAAGAGACUCCGUGGUCCUGAGUUUGCUUAAACAGCUACAAGAGUUUUCUACUGCUAUUGAAGAAUAUAAUUGUGCAUUAACAGAGAAGAAAUAUGUCACUGCUGCUCAGCACCUGGAAGAGGCACAGAAAUGUUUGAAGUUAUUAAAAUCCAGAAAAUGCUUUGAUUUAAAAAUAUUGAAAUCUCUCAGCAUGGAGCUCACAAUACAGAAACAGAACAUACUUUAUCACCUUGGAGAAGAGUGGCAGAAGUUGAUUGUAUGGAAAUUCCCAUCAUCAAAAGAUACCAGCAGUUUAGAAUCUUGUCUGCAAACAGAACUUCAUUUGUGUACUGAACAAUCCCAGAAAGAGGAGAAGACCCUUAUGCCAUCCAUGAGUUCUGUCUUGUUGGCAUUUUCUAUCCUUGGAGAACUACACACUAAGCUUAAAUCAUUCGGUCAGAUGCUGCUGAAGUAUAUCCUUAGGCCUUUGGCAUCUUGCCCAUCCCUUUAUGCAGUGAUAGAAAGCCAGCCUAAUAUAGUUAUUGUUCGUUUCGAAUCUCUCGUGACUGACUUGGAACAUCCAUCACCAUCCGAAGUUUUUGAAAAGAUCCGACUCGUGCUAGAAGUGCUUCAGAAACAGCUUCUAGAUUUGCCUCUUGACACUGACUUAGAAAUUGAAAAACCAUCUACGAUCAUAUUGGCUGAGAUGCUUGGUGAUGUAAUCUGGGAGGAUUUGUCUGAGUGUCUCAUCAAAAACUGCUUGGUUUAUUCUAUUCCAACAAAUAGCAGCAAGCUACAGCAAUAUGAAGAGAUCAUACAAUCCACUGAAGAAUUUGAAAAUGCCCUAAAGGAGAUGAGAUUUUUAAAAGGAGAUACUACUGAUUUGCUGAAAUAUGCUCGUAAUAUCAAUUCUCAUUUUGCUAACAAAAAGUGCCAGGAUGUGAUUGUGGCAGCUAGAAACCUAAUGACAUCUGAAAUCCACAACACUGUGAAGAUUACUCCUGAUUCUAAGAUAAGUGUGCCAGACUUACCAAGUCCUGAUGAGGAUAACAAGCUUUUAGUACAAAAAGUAUCCAAAACUGAGUACAAUGAAGCAGUGAAUUUAGAACCUGAAAAUACAUUGGAUCAACAUUCCUUUUCUUUGCCUACAUGUCGCAUCAGUGAAUCUGUGAAGAAGUUAAUGGAACUUGCUUAUCAGACUUUAUUAGAGGCAACAACCAGUAGUGACCAAUGUGCUGUCCAACUUUUCUACUCAGUGAGGAAUAUCUUUCAUUUGUUCCAUGAUGUUGUACCAACAUAUCAUAAGGAGAACCUUCAAAAACUUCCCCAGUUGGCUGCUAUUCACCAUAAUAACUGUAUGUAUAUUGCUCACCACUUGCUGACCCUGGGGCAUCAGUUCAGAUUACGCCUUGCCUCCAUUCUUUGUGAUGGCACUACUACUUUUGUGGAUCUUGUACCUGGCUUCAGAAGACUUGGAACAGAGUGCUUUUUGGCCCAAAUGCGGGCACAGAAAGGUGAACUUCUGGAAAGAUUGUCAAGUGCUAGGAACUUUUCAAAUAUGGACGAUGAAGAGAAUUAUUCUGCAGCAAGUAAAGCAAUCCGGCAGGUACUGCACCAACUAAAGAGACUUGGAACUGUGUGGCAAGAUAUCCUGCCAGUGAAUAUAUAUUGCAAGGCUAUGGGGACUUUACUAAAUACAGCAAUUUCUGAGAUCAUUAGCAGAAUCACUGCCCUUGAGGACAUCUCUACUGAAGAUGGUGAUAGAUUGUAUUCCUUAUGCAAAACAGUGAUAGAUGAAGGACCCCAAGUAUUUGCACCUCUAUCUGAAGAAAGCAAGAACAAGAAAUAUCAAGAAGAGGUUCCCAUCUAUGUGUCAAAAUGGAUGCCUUUCAAAGAACUGAUGAUGAUGCUACAAGCUAGCUUGCAAGAAAUUGGAGAUCGGUGGGCAGAUGGAAAAGGGCCGCUGGCAACUGCAUUCUCUUCCAGUGAAGUAAAAGCUUUAAUUCGUGCCUUGUUCCAGAACACAGAAAGAAGAGCCGCUGCCCUUGCUAAGAUUAAGUAGCUCGAUCUUCCUGAGAAAGCCAUAACUUGACUAUGUGGAUCCUUCUUUGGUGUAGUUACUCCACAAGACUUCUUGGGAUCACCCUUUGGUUUUGGUGAACCAGAAUUUCAUGGAAGCUUGUCUUUAUAUAAGGAUGUCUUACCUCCUGGCCUGUAUGAGACUUUGUUGAAAAACUGGAUAUUAAGAUGUCAAGUGAAGCACCUCAAUUCAUUGAUUUUCUAGGCAUUCUCCUUUGGUAUAUAAGAAACAGUGGGGCAGUAUUUAUGCUGAUUCCAGGACUCUCUGGGAACUGUAUACAUUGUAAUUUUAGGCCCUGAUUUUGUAAAAAGGAAUACAAGAGAAUCCAAGACGUAGAAUGAAGAAUUUAUGAGAGAUUUUUGUUGGGGGGGGGUGGAUAGGGAUACCAUAUUUGGUUUUGCAGGAAUUGGGAGACCUCGUAUAAUAUUUCUUUCUAGUAAAUAAUAUCUUUCAGAGUUAAAGGGUGAGUGUCUUUGAUAACAAGGGGGCUUUGACAAGAGACAAAGUUUUCUUCUGUACUUUUAAAAAAUUGACAUAUUUGACCCUCACAGAUGUACUGACUUGUCAUCUCCUUUCUUUGUAAUACUAUCUGACACUUUUUCAGAAUUCCUAAGUCCCUUAGGACUUUAAGUUUUGGAAAGUUUUGCUGUUUCAACUGACUUUUAUUUUCUUAUUAGGUCCUCCAUCAGCCUCAUUCUGACACUCUAGUAUUUCUGUACCUUAGCAAAUGUCAAGGGUUUUACAUUGCCCAUGUUCCUUUGGAAUGUACAUGCUGUGAGAUGCCCAUGCUGGGCUUUAUAGCCUAAUCCUUUAUUUGGUGGACAUAGCUGAUUUGUCAGCUCAAUUUUUGUUUUAAGUCUUUGUUUCCACUGUCAGUAAGUAUUAUGUUUAAGGUGUUAUCCUGGAUCUCUCUAGGACACUGGAUUAUAUCUCUUGGUACUAAAUAAUAGUUUCCCCUCCUGAAAUAGGGGUGUGAUCUUUACAUGUUUUUGAGGCAGCUUCUGUCUGAAGGAUAUUCCCAAUAUAAUUGACCUGAUUUCUUUGUCCUCAGUCUUCUAAUCUCCUUGCCCAAAAACAUACAUUGUUUUUCCUUUUGCCUUCUCCUUCUUGUACUUAGUUCUGAUUCAGCCAAGAUCUUUAAUCAAGUCAUUCUGGUUGCUUGGUCUUUCUUUUCCCAUUUAAGGAUCAUAGAAGAACUAAACAAAGAAGUCUAGAUAUCUUAUGAUAGAACUCAGCUGGGUUAACAACAAGCUAUUUGUCUAUACUCUGCAGGUCCUACUCUGAGCACUCACAGACAAAAAAUGGUCUGAACCAGCUUCAGUUUUUUGAGAACAAAAAAGUGGGCUUUCUUAAGAGAGGAGGAAGGGGCUAUUUUAAACGAAAAUGUCUGUUUUUGAAAAUUCACACAAUUUCAGGUAGCAUUCUCUUCACAUUUUUGGGAGUGGUGAACUAAGGGCAGAACUGAAAUGUAUCACAAAGAUGUUACACAAAACAACAGAUUUCUUUUGUUCAUAGAUGCUAUUCCUAUUGUUUGACAGGUACAACAAUUUGGGGGUGGGAUCUCUUAUAUGCUAUUCUCCUUUCCUCCUCCCAGCAACAUGGAAAACUGCAUUACUAAAGUUCUUGGGCCACGUAGGCUCAAUCUUGGAACUGUUUCCUCUGAUGAAUAGUCUGUGAGCAGAGCAGGUAGACUUCAUCUGUUUUCUGGCUGAAACAGCUAAUAGCUGAUGAUUAAGAUGAUGUUCAUUCUGAUUAGGGACAGAUUAUCUGAUUGAACAUAUGGGAGCUGGGUUUGGUAGCUCUUACAGAGUCCUUGAGGGUACUUGUUCUGAUUGGAAACCUGAGUUGGAAUGGGAGAGAACCUUUUAGAAAAAGUAUGUCGAUUAUGGGAGUUAGGGAAUUGUAAGAGUCUUAAUUUACUUAGUGGAUCUAUGGGGCAAGUAGAAGAAACCUCUUUUUAAGAGCAGUCAGGAUUGUACAAGUGACUAAGAAAUGAAAUUCAUAAAAAGGUAUCUCAAGAUUGCAAUAAAAAGAAUUGUUGAAAAGGCAAGUCUGCAAACAACCAAAUCCAUGAGGGGAUUUGAUAGUGCUUCUUGUUUCUCUCUGAAUGCUGAAUUGGUCACCUGACCAGUAAUUUUUGAAACAGAGAUCCUGCAGAUGGCACUCUUUCCUCAGGCCUGGAAGUAUCACAAGGCAUGUAGGCCUGGCCUGUGGAAACAGAAGCUAGAGAACCUGUCCAUUUUACCCUCAGUUUAUAUUUUGGUCUUGGUCAGCUUUUGAAAUGUCAUUUGACUCUGAGCAGCAUUUAUACUGUAAGCUUCAGUAUGUUGCUGAACAAUCAUUUGGGACAGCUCAAACUGUUUUCUUUGAUUAACAUUUAAGGGGAGAUGGACUAUUCCUUUGCCAUGCUUGCUAAUAAUUAUCACUUAAAGAGGUGAUUCUUAGCUUUUUUGUGGCAUUUCAUUCUAUCAUCUGAUUUCCUAAGAUUUUAUCUUCUGAAAGUACUAAGUGGCACACAUAUAUAUAGACACACACCUUAGAGUAUUUUUGUGAUCAUAAAAAUCUGGCCCAAAGAAGUAUUUUGUCCAAACUCCAUGCCUUUUUUGUGUGUGUGUGUGUGUGCGCGCGCUAGGGAUAAAUGAUGAUGUGUAUAGUAGUGACUUCUUAGUUGUAGGAGAUAGCCAGAAAUGCAGGAACGUAAGCUUGUUGGUCAUUACUUCUUGUGCAGAAGGUCUUGAAAUAAAAUGAUCUUUCUUAAU
This is a messenger RNA of Ictidomys tridecemlineatus (thirteen-lined ground squirrel), 5210 nucleotides long. RefSeq names its product zw10 kinetochore protein (gene Zw10). NCBI's taxonomy places the organism in Eukaryota, Metazoa, Chordata, Mammalia, Rodentia, Sciuridae. Gene Ontology annotation, cellular component: nucleus; RZZ complex; chromosome, centromeric region. The record is from RefSeq and is a predicted model, not a curated record. Gene Ontology annotation, biological process: mitotic cell cycle; mitotic spindle assembly checkpoint signaling; endoplasmic reticulum to Golgi vesicle-mediated transport.